AUGCCCGGCUCUGGUUCGAGCACGCCGUCACCACGUUCAUCCCGGUGGUCGUUCUUGUCCUCACGUUCCUUCGCCUUGCACGCCAUUCCCAUCUCCUACGCCCUCGCGUACCCACCGCAUGUCUACGUGCUGGGCACGCUGAUGAAAGCGUCCUCGUCGAACUACGCAUUCACCAACAUGGUCCCGCGCGUGAACUUGGAGCGCCUUGGGCCCUCGCUCCCCAAGGCGACGACAGACAUGCUCUGGCGCGCGAGGGGUUGCCAUCUGAAUACCCUAGAAGGAUUUCCUUUGUUUGCUGCGGCAAUGCUCGCAGGAACGUACACAUCUUUGCCCACGCGGGACCUCAACAUCUGCGCGGCAGAAUACCUUGCCGCCCGGGUCGUGUACAACGUGCUCUACAUGACGGUCCGCAGCGAGGCGGCAAGUUAUCUCAGGACAGCGGUCUACUUCUAUAGCGUCGGCAUACCUUUCUACGUCCUCUGGAAGGCGGGCCAGAAGGCCGCGGGCGCCAUCGCACAGGAGAAAGGAAAAGGGGAGUAA
Exophiala spinifera is the source of this 540-nucleotide messenger RNA. RefSeq lists its product as uncharacterized. The transcript has 2 exons. The coding region runs from base 1 to 540 and encodes 179 amino acids. NCBI's taxonomy places the organism in Eukaryota, Fungi, Ascomycota, Eurotiomycetes, Chaetothyriales, Herpotrichiellaceae. Gene Ontology annotation, cellular component: membrane. The record is from RefSeq and is a predicted model, not a curated record.